Messenger RNA from Apis cerana (Asiatic honeybee), 1467 nucleotides. Its product is annotated as UPF0415 protein C7orf25 homolog. The record is from RefSeq and is a predicted model, not a curated record. Lineage: Eukaryota; Metazoa; Arthropoda; Insecta; Hymenoptera; Apidae.
AUGGAGGAAAAGGGUGAACUUUUAACAUGUCUCGGAGAAAAAAUAAACAGUGGCAAAGCCACGAUAGAUCGACUGAAACUUGUAGGAAAGAUUGAUGGGAUUGAAAAACUUAUACGAAAGAUUCAACAAGAAAUUAGAUUCUUAGAAAAGGUACAAUCCACAGGGAAUGUAAAGAAGGAACAUUUACAAAGCACAAAUCUGAUUCAUUUGAAUGCAAUUGUAGCACGACUCUUUUGUGCUAAUGAACCCAUCAAUGUUAUGAAACCUUUUAAAUAUCAAAAAUCACGUUUAGAAGUAGAUAUUGUAUGUAAUGGAGGUGCAUCAUGGAUAAAAGUUAUUGCUAGAAAUGCUAGAGCUCUUACAAUGAUUUCAAUGGGUAAUGGAGAAUAUGGGCAAAAAUCUGUGCUUGAUCAAGCAAUGAGUUACUUACAAUGUGCAAAAUGCUAUCCACAUUUGUAUAGGCCACCUGACAUUAUAUUUCAUUUUGCUUAUGGUAUAGAAAUUCCAUUAGCUAAACGUUUGGAACACAUGGGAAUAAUUGUUGAAGGGGAUAAAAUACAAUGUGAAGAUGUAAAAAUAGAUGUAUAUGAUAGCGAGGACAAAAUUUCUACAUGGCUAUAUUCAUUAGAAUCUACUGAGGAAUCUUGGGAUGAUUAUAAAAAAAAUAUAAAUUCAGAUUUAAAUACUCUAAACACAUCUUCUCUUAAAACUGAAAUAAAGAUUCUUAACUUGGAUGUAUCAACUUUAUUGGCAUAUGUGACAAAUAUGACCAAUGGAUAUGAUCAUUUUAUUUAUCGGGAACCGUUACUCACUCAACAAGCAGAAAUGGAGAGAAAAUAUCCAGUUAAACCAAUUUUAGAGAAUUUGUUCAAAGGCAAAGAAUUAAUUGUUUGUCAAACUGCUUAUGAAAAUUUUAUGAAUAUUAUAGAUGUCAUUGGUGGACCUAAAGAGACUCUUAGAGCAAAAGAAUUAUUAAAUAAAGUUCAGAUUGUUAAUGACAUACCAACAGGCAGAAUAAUGGAAAAGUUAAAUUUAGGUGGUAAAAUUAAAGACAGAUCUAGAUUAGUUUUUGCAACAGGAGAACAUAUGAAAAGCAUUACAGUAUCUGCAAAUGAGGGAUUUGUUAGAGCAGCACGUAUGCAGGGUAUUGAAUGUACAGUCUUUUUGCAUGAACCUAGAUCUCUUUCAGAGAUUAAAGAAGGUUAUGCGACAAAAAUAGGUCCAUCUUGACACCAGUUAAAUGCAUUUUAAAUUAUUGCAAAAGAAAUAUUCAUACUGCAUAAGAAAUAUUUCUAUUGUUUACUAAUUAAUAUUAUUAACAGAUGAAGCUUGAUAUUUAAAGCGCAUUUCCAAACUUUCUUCAAAUUCUGUAACAAUAAAUUAAAUAAAAAUUUAGAAUUGUGAUAGAAAUAUUUUCAAUGUAAAAAAACAUCAACAAAGUACCAUUAAUAAAAUUCGUUAAAUGUG